Dovyalis caffra is the source of this 1599-nucleotide messenger RNA. Lineage: Eukaryota; Viridiplantae; Streptophyta; Magnoliopsida; Malpighiales; Salicaceae. The record is from the annotation of a GenBank genome assembly.
AUGGAGAAGAAGAAGUAUCCGAUUGGACCCGAGAAUUAUAUUCUUUAUGAAGAGAUCGGUCAAGGCGUCAGUGCUUCUGUUCAUCGUGCCCUGUGUGUUCCUUUUGAUGAAAUUGUCGCCAUCAAGAUUCUCGACUUUGAACGCGAUAACGCUGAUCUGGCUGCUUAUCCUGAUGGUUUUGAGGAGUUGGUGAUAGCAACAAUACUACGUGAGGUAUUGAAGGGAAUAGAGUAUCUUCAUCAUCAGGGCCACAUACAUCGCGAUGUUAAAGCUGGAAAUAUUCUCAUUGAUGGACGUGGCGCAGUCAAGUUAGGAGAUUUUGGUGUUUCUGCUUGCCUUUUUGAUUCAGGAGACAGGCAACGCAUGAGGAAUACAUUUGUUGGGACGCCUUGCUGGAUGGCACCUGAGGUCAUGGAGCAGUUACAUGGAUAUGACUUCAAGGCUGAUAUCUGGUCCUUCGGGAUAACUGCUUUGGAGCUUGCUCAUGGCCAUGCUCCUUUCUCAAAAUAUCCUCCAAUGAAGGUACUGCUUAUGACCUUGCAAAAUGCACCCCCAGGCCUGGAUUUAGAAAGGGAUAAGAAGUUCUCUAAGUCUUUUAAGCAGAUGAUUGCUAGUUGUUUGGUAAAAGAUCCUUUGAAACGACCUUCUGCAAAGAAGUUGUUAAAGCAUUCCUUUUUCAAGCAAGCCAGGUCGAAUGACUACAUAGUACGGACACUAUUGGAUGGAUUGCCUGAUCUCGGUGAUCGUAUUAAGGCUUUGAAGAGAAAGGAAGAAGACAUGCUUGCUCAAAAGAAGAUGCCCGAUGGGCAAAUGGAGGAAUUAUCACAGAAUGAAUACAAACGAGGAAUUAGCGGUUGGAACUUCAACCUUGAAGAUGUGAAGGCUCAGGCUUCCUUGAUACCAGAUGCUGAGGACCCUAUGACUGAUAAUAAUACGGGAGGAAGCUCGAAUUCUUUGUCUACAAUUGAUGGAGUUGAAAAGCAAUCAGACCCUCAGAAUUCAUCCCUGGGACCAGUCACAGAGAUGAUGGAUGAUAAUGAUGUUGUGCAAAACCGAGCUGCUGCCUCGCUCCCAUCAGUCGACUCCUCUCUAAACAUUACCAAAGUUAGAUGUGUAAAAUCCGAUGAUGACUCAAGCAUUGCUAGUCCAUGCAAUGAGCGACAUGCUUCACAAAAUUCUUCACCUCGUGAUAGUGUUGAAGAUAUCAACGGAAAACCUAGUGACAAGCUGCAAAAUCAACCACCAAAUAAUUCAAAUAUCAACGCAGCAACAAUCAAUCAAGAAGGAGAUGAUGCACCUUCUGAAAAUCCUUCCAAAGCAUUUAAGACCUUUGCUGUCUUAGAUUUUCUUCAUUCUUCUUGCAUUUUCUGCUCAUGUGGAAACAAUUCCCAGUUUUGCAUUGAUGGAUAUAUCAUACCUUUGGUCCCUUGUUCUUAUAAUGAGAUUUCACGUCCUCAUUUAAUCAAAGAGUUAUUUGCAGGGGCAAGCAGUGAGGAACUAGAUGAAAAAGCAAAGCCUCCAGUUGUUCAGCAAAGAGGACGAUUCAAAGUUACUUCAGAGAAUGUUGACAUAGAAAAGGUGACUGAAUUUCAGUCUUGA